AGCAAUGUGACUUUUGUGACUGAAUUUCUGCUUGUGGGAUUCCCUUGUGAUCAGGUGCUACAGAAACUCUACGCCUCUGUGUUCUUUCUGGUUUACCUGGCUGCUCUGAUGGGGAACCUGCUCAUUGUCAUCCUCACCUCCAUUGACCAGCGGCUCUGGACCCCCAUGUACUUCAUCCUGAAGAACUUGUCUUUGAUUGAUAUCUGCUUCAUCUCCACCACUGUCCCCAAAUGCAUCACGAACACCUUGACCAACAGUCUCUCCAUCUCCUUUGCGGGCUGUGCCUCUCAGGUUUUCCUGGUCCUCUUUUCUGCAGGCACAGAGUAUGCUCUCCUGCUAGUGAUGUCCUAUGACCGUUAUGCUGUCAUCUGCCAUCCUCUUCACUAUGAGGCCAUCAUGAACAGAGGGGCCUAUGUGCAGAUGGUGUCAGUGCUGUGGCUCAGUGGCUGUGCCUAUGGAUCCCACGUGGCAGGGACAUUCUCUGCCCAUUUCUGUGGCCCCAAUAUAGUGCUUCAGUUCUUCUGUGAUGUUCCCUCCAUGCGCACACUUGUUUGUUUCGGGGAUGAAAUUCUGGAAUAUGCAUUUAUUGUAGCUAGCUGUUGUUUUGUUUUUGUUUGCUUCAUUUUCAUGGUUAUGUCCUAUGUUCAUAUUCUCUCCACAGUUCUGAAAAUGCUUUCUGAUCAAGGCACAUAUAAGUCCUUCUCCACCUGUGUGGCUCACCUCACUGUGGUGAGCUUGUUCCUGUUCUCUGAAGCAUUUGCAUUUUUGGGUUCAGCUUCUAAUUUUCCACCAUCACUGAAUCUCUUUAUGUCUGUGAUGUAUUCUGUGUUACCUCCCAGCCUGAAUCCCCUCAUUUAUAGUUUGAGAAACAGGGACAUGAAGAUCGCCUUUGGCAAAAUUUUUGGACGAAGUAUGAGAACAGCAGUCUCUGCUGGGGACCUGCUCAUUGUCACUCUCACCUCCCUUGACCAGCAGCCCCAUUCCCCCAUGUACUUCUUCCUGAAGAUCUUGUCUUUGAUUGGCAUCUGCUACAUUUCCACCACUGUCUCCACGUGCAUCAUGAACACCCUGACCAACAGCCACUCCAGCUCCUUUGUGGGCUGUGCCUCUCAGGUUUUCCCGGUCCUCUUUUUGGCAGGCACAGAUUCAGCUGCCUAUUCUCCAUCAUCACUGAAUCUCUUUAUGUCUGUGAUGUAUUCUGUGUUACCUCCCAACCUGAAUCCUGUCAUUUAUAGUCUGAGAAACAGGGACAUGAAGACGGCACUUUGCAGUUUUUGGACAGAAAAUGACAGCUGCAAUGUGAAUUUUACAAAUAUUUAUGAUGAAUGUCUAUUGUGUAGCAAAUAA
Molecule: messenger RNA, 1347 nt
Organism: Erinaceus europaeus (western European hedgehog)
Lineage: Eukaryota; Metazoa; Chordata; Mammalia; Eulipotyphla; Erinaceidae
Product: olfactory receptor 14A16-like
Biological process (GO): G protein-coupled receptor signaling pathway
Cellular component (GO): membrane
Molecular function (GO): G protein-coupled receptor activity; olfactory receptor activity
Source: RefSeq, a predicted model, not a curated record